AUGGGGAUGAUGCUGACCUUAUUUCAACUACUAAACAAAGUUUGCAUCAGAAUUUUAAAAUCAAAGCACUUUGGGUUGAGAUAUUUUUUGGGGAUUGAGUUUGCUAGAAACAAAGAAGGGAUCUUGUUACACCAAAGAAAAUAUGCACUUGAGCUCAUCCCAGAUGUUGGUCUAGCAGGAUCCAAACCAGUCCAUGCUCCCGUUGAGCUAAAUCAGAAGCUCACCACAGUGACUUAUGAUGAUCAUUUAGGUCUUAAUGAUGACAGCCUGCUUGAAGAUCCUGGUGCUUAUCAAAGACUGAUAGGCAUACUUCUUUACUUGACAAUUACAAGGCCUGACAUUUUCUUUACUGUGCAGUCUUUGAGUCAGUUCAUGCAAGCCCCCAAAUACUCUCACAUGAAAGCUACUCUGAGGGUAGUUAGAUACAUCAAGCAGAGUCCAGACCUUGGGAUUCUCAUGUCAGUUGCAGAAUCUACCCAAUUGAAGGCUUACUGUGAUGCUGAUUGGGUAGCAUGUCCAAAUACAAGGAAGUCAGUCACUAGCUAUUUAGUGCAAUUUGAUAAUUCCCUCAUUUUAUGGAAGUCCAAGAAGCAGAGUACCAUUUCCAGAGAGGCAGAAUAUCGAAGUUUGGCUUCCACAGUAGCUUAG
This is a messenger RNA of Nicotiana tabacum (common tobacco), 648 nucleotides long. The record is from RefSeq and is a predicted model, not a curated record. NCBI's taxonomy places the organism in Eukaryota, Viridiplantae, Streptophyta, Magnoliopsida, Solanales, Solanaceae.